AUGGCCCGAUUCGGAAAAAUGGUGAUGUUGCGGCCAAAAAUAGAUGCGUCCCAAGUUACAUUUAAUAUUGAUGGACCUCCAAAUAUACCCGAAUUAUUUCCUGAAUUAAAAAAUCCUUAUCCUGAAGGUGAUGAGCUUUUAAAGAAUAAAUUAGCGGAAAUUUUUGGGUCACAAAAUCAUAGUUAUCAUUGUCGGAAACCUAUAACCAGCACCACUGUUUCUGCUACUGCUACCACGACAACAACCACCAAACAAGAUAUUCAAAAAGAAUGGCACAAGUGGGUGGAAUUAAGAGACAUGGCCAGUGAGUUUAUGAGUGAAGAAACUCUUCAAAAAUACAGAUACUCGCAAGAUCAAAUGGAUUAUCAUUACACGAAUAAUAUUGAAAUCAUCUUUUCAAAGAAAAAAAAAUCAUCAAGUACAUCAAAAGAGGGAUUAAUUCAACAACAAACCAUAUAUUCUAAUUCAUUGAACACUUCCAAACAUACUGAACCUUUGACGAAUUCUGAGAAAAUAUGGCAUCAAAAUGAUGACAAAAUCCGUAUGACAAAUGUUUUGAAACGAAAAUAUGCAGAAAAAAAUCUGACAUUGUCAUCAAAAAUUGCUUUACCUAAAGAGGACCAAAUAAUUAUAAUAGAUGAUGAUGAGGAAGAGGAAAUUAAUAAUAAACUAGUAAAAUCAAAUAACAGUUUAUUGACUCCUUUUAUCAGUACUUGUUCUUUUUCUACUGCUGCAACCAUUAAAAAUCCUGUAAUUAAUUCAAAUAAUCUUGCAUAUACAGCUACUGGAUCUUCUUCAAAACAGAAUAACAAUGCAGUAAACAUUGAUAAAUCUCAAACUGACACUCAACAAAGCCAUUCCAAAAAAUUAACAUCACCACAAUUACCUAAUAAUAAUCAAUUAGUUGGAAACAAUAAUUCAAGUCAAGUAGCCAUCAAUAGGAUAUAUUCAAAUGCAAACGAUAUUUUACAUAAGAACAAUUCUCACCAAUCACUGCGGAUUCUUCCACAGCAGAUAAUAUAUAAUAAAAAUGAUAAUAAAAACAAUUCUCUAGUUAUUAAUAUUGCUGCUACACCAUCAUUAUUUUCUUCUUCAUUACAAAACUCUUCAAUUGAUUCUCAAAGUUCGCAAUCUAUUCAGUUUCAAACAAAAAAUCAAUUGUCUCAAAAUAAGCAGCAAUCUAUUCCAAAUAUUAAUUCUAGCUUACAAACUAUUGCUGAAAAAAAUGUACAAGAAUCUUUUCACUCAGAAAAAUCAACAUCCUCAUUAGUCAAAAAAAUUGAAGAAUUAUUAGAAUAUACUAAAGGACAAUUAAAUAUUUUACAAGAACAGAAUAAAAGAUCUGAUGAUAAGCUAAGAAGUGCUUGGGCAGAUUUAUUAGCCAAUAAAGCAAAAUUGCGUGGCGAGGCAGAUGCUGAGGAGACUAACAAUGAAACUUAUCUGACAAGAACUCGAAAGAAGUUAAACGCAAAACAAAAAGUAAAUAAUAAUAAUUUAAACGAAUUCAAUAUAAUUACGAAGGGAUUGGUUUGUGAAUGGGAAUCCUGUAAUAAAGUUUAUAGAACACGUAAUCACUUAAAAGCUCACAUGAUUGCGAUGCAUUUAGGUGAUGUAUUAGAUGUUAAAAUUAAGAAAUAA
Messenger RNA from Entrophospora sp. SA101, 1638 nucleotides. Lineage: Eukaryota; Fungi; Glomeromycota; Glomeromycetes; Entrophosporales; Entrophosporaceae. The record is from the annotation of a GenBank genome assembly.